Molecule: messenger RNA, 2689 nt
Organism: Setaria italica (foxtail millet)
Lineage: Eukaryota; Viridiplantae; Streptophyta; Magnoliopsida; Poales; Poaceae
Product: histone-lysine N-methyltransferase SUVR4
Exons: 8
Coding region: 172-2400 (742 amino acids)
Cellular component (GO): nucleus
Molecular function (GO): zinc ion binding; histone methyltransferase activity; protein binding
Source: RefSeq, a predicted model, not a curated record
GUUGCAAACCAUCGGCUUCCCCCCUUCCCGCAGCCAGGCACCCGACCCGGAUGGCCGUUGCAAACCCUAGCAAUGCGAUACACUGAUUAGCUUCCUCCUUCCCUCGCCUGGGUUUGUGCGUGAUCUCUCUCUCUCCCCCCGCGCGCGGACAGCCAGGCGGAUAGGGGCGGGAUGGUUUCCAACAAGGAGCGGGCACGCCGCGCCAUUGACGCCAUGACGGCCCUGGGAUUCUCCAAGAAAGAGUCCACCCCCGUCCUCAGGAGUCUCCUCAAGCUCUUUGACAACAGCUGGGAGCCCAUCGAGGACGAGUGCUACCGCGCCCUCGCCGACGCCAUCCUCGACAGCCGCGACCGCCCCAAGGAGCCGGAGCAUGGUAGCCACCAUGCAAGAAUGGUUGCGCCGGAGGAAGAUCACCACCAGCCUUCUACUUCCCUUAUCGUCUAUGGCCAUCCCCGUGACUUGGAUAGUGAGAUAGAGGCACCUCGCAUCAAGAGGCCUAGAACCAACUCUAAUAAUUUCUCAGCAGAUCACUGUAUUGAUCCUCAGUUGUCCCCGCCAUCUUCUGUUACUGCACAAGAGAGGGCAAGGCAGAUGAUGGAUGAAGAUUUCCAACAUGCUGUCUUCUUGAGAGAGCCUAAGCCUGAGCCUGAUAUAGAUGUUGCACAGAGCCUUCAUGAUGCUCAAGUUGGCAUUGUUUCCCAUCCGUUCAACACCAGCUCCUCAGGUGCUGCAGAUCCUCUAGCAUCGCGUCCAUCCGUUCAAAAUCAAACAGAGAUUUCAGGUAAUAAAGGCAGGCCAGUUCAGCAUUGUAGAACAAGGACAUCAUCCACUUCCUUUGUUGAACGCACGGGCAGCAUGGGGAAGCAACCUCAAAAUCGGGAAAGUUUGUCCGAUCACACAGCUGUGAUGCACAACACUGGGACAGGAUCUGCAGAUGAACGUACACAAGAAGCACCUUACUUGCACACUGUUGUAGCAUCAUCCACUAUGGGUGAUGUCAAGAUGUCAAUAGAAUGCAACAUAGACCCAUCGAAGUUCUGCAUGCCCAGUUUAGAAGAAGUUUUCAGGAUGGUUGAGGAUAAAUGCCUUCACUCAUACAAGAGUCUCCCACCAAAUUUUUCCGUUAGCAGCCUGAUCAAUGAGAUAUGCCAAUGUGUAGCACAACUGGCCAAUGGCAGUACUGCAGAAUAUAAUGUACAAUCAGAUUCUUUUGAUAAUGGCAGAAACUCGCAAAAGGAGUCAAUGAUGAGUGGUGCUGCACUCAUGAAACCAAUUGCUUCCAUGAAUAGCGGAGGCAUGAAAUAUAAAUCUGUAGAAGAUUCAUUGGUUUUAGAAACUUCAGAGAAUGGACAAGAAUAUUCAACAGUUCCUCAGCAUCUGGCACUUUCUCAAGUAAGGUGUACCCACGAUGUGUCUGAUAUAUCAAAGGGAGAAGAAAAGGUAAGGAUAUCAGUGGUGAACGAAUUUGGCAGCGAGAAAUGUCCACCUUCCUUUUAUUAUAUACAAAGAAACCUUGUUUCCCCGAAGGCCUAUGACAACAUCUCUGCUGCCGGAAUUGGUGACGAGGACAGUUGUGCUGACUGCUUCGGCAACUGCUUGUCUGCCCCUAUACCAUGUGCCUGUGCAAGAGAAACUGGGGGUGAAUUUGCAUAUACACCAGGAGGUUUGGUUAAGACAACAUUCCUUGAUGAGUGUUUCUCUAUGAAUUUAUUCCCAGAAAAACAUCAUAAGUUCUUCUGUAAACCACUGGAGAGGCCCAGGAAUGAAGCUCUACCAGAGCCUAGCAGACGCCAUCUUGUUAGGAAGGUUAUCAGGGAAUGCUGGAGUAAAUGUGGUUGUAACAUGCAAUGCGGUAACCGUGUGGUUCAACGUGGUAUAGCUUGCAACCUGCAGGUGUUUUUCACACAAGAAGGGAAGGGUUGGGGCCUACGCACACUUGAUGAACUUCCAAAAGGAGCUUUUGUCUGUGAAUAUGUUGGCGAGUUGCUAACAAAUACGGAGCUCCGUGAAAAGACAUCUCAAAAAGCGUGCAAGGCUGGGUAUACGUACCCGGUGGACUUGGAUGCUGAUUGUGAUUCAGAGGGGGUGUUGAAGGACAAAGAGGCUUUAUGCCUGGAUGCAACAUUUUAUGGGAAUGUUGGGAGAUUCAUCAACCACAGAUGCUACGAUGCAAAUUUAGUUGAGAUCCCUGUUGAAGUGGAGACCCCUCAUCAUCACUAUUACCAUCUUGCACUUUUCACAAACAAGAAGGUGGAGGCAUUUGAGGAGCUCACAUGGGAUUAUGGCAUCGAUUUUGAUGGUGAUAAGCAUCGUGGCGGAACAUUUCAAUGCCUGUGCGGAAGCAGAUACUGCCGCGGCAGGAAGGGUCGUAGGAACCGAGGAAAAGCUGCUGCAAAAUAAGCUGGGGUUGAUGCGAAGCAUGGCUGUUUAGGUUAGCGAGCAAUCUAGUCAGUUGUAGCUUAGCAAGCCGGAAUUUUGUAUGGUCAUAAUUGAUGUUGGAGGGAUGUUUUUGGCGCGCGCGCGCGCGCGUCUGAGACAAAGCGUUGCUCAUAGGUUAGAUGCAUCAUUUAGCCGAAUGAAACUGCUGAACUUUAAAUCUCGCCCGGCGGUUUGAAUUUGUUUUCGAGUUGGGGGCUGGAAACGGAGGCCCACGACAUCUUCACAGGGCUAUUCUUCUGUAGUCAGUUUA